CCACUCUACCAGUCCCAUCACAACUACCCACUCCACCAGUCCCAUUACAACUACCCACUCCACCAGUCCCAUUACACCUACCAACUCCACCAGUCCCAUUACACCUACCCACUCCACCAGUCCCAUUACACCUACCAACUCCACCAGUCCUAUUACAACUACCCACUCUACCAGUCCCAUCACAACUACCCACUCCACCAGUCCCAUCACACCUACCAACUCCACCAGUCCUAUUACAACUACCCACUCCACCAGUCCCAUUACACCUACCAACUCCACCAGUCCUAUUACAACUACCCACUCUACCAGUCCCAUCACAACUACCCACUCCACCAGUCCCAUUACAACUACCCACUCCACCAGUCCCAUUACACCUACCAACUCCACCAGUCCCAUUACACCUACCCACUCUACCAGUCCCAUUACAACUACCCACUCUACCAGUCCCAUCACAACUACCCACUCUACCAGUCCCAUCACAACUACCCACUCCACCAGUCCCAUUACAACUACCCACUCCACCAGUCCCAUUACACCUACCAACUCCACCAGUCCCACUACACCUACCCACUCCACCAGUCCCAUUACACCUACCAACUCCACCAGUCCCAUUACACCUACCAACUCUACCAGUCCCAUUACAACUACCCACACCACUAG
Molecule: messenger RNA, 660 nt
Organism: Pelobates cultripes (western spadefoot toad)
Lineage: Eukaryota; Metazoa; Chordata; Amphibia; Anura; Pelobatidae
Source: the annotation of a GenBank genome assembly